Molecule: messenger RNA, 630 nt
Organism: Nezara viridula (southern green stink bug)
Lineage: Eukaryota; Metazoa; Arthropoda; Insecta; Hemiptera; Pentatomidae
Source: the annotation of a GenBank genome assembly
AUGCUUGUAGCCGGCGCGAUGGCCGAUUACGACGGAGGUUACAGCACGGACUUCGGUAACCAGCUUAGCGGAGGAUACAGCGGAGGUGGGUACUCCGACGGAGGCGGCCACUCUGGAGGAACCGGAUACUCAGGAGGUGGUGGAUACUCCGACGGAGGUGGUCACUCUGGAGGAACCGGAUACACCGGAGGCAGUGAUUACUCUGGCGGCGGAGGUUAUUCUGGAGGCAGCGGUUACUCUGGAGACGGUGGACAUACAGGAGGAAACGGACUCGGAGGACACGAGGAAGACCACCAUCAGGCUCAUCCCUAUGAGUUCGGUUAUGCAGUAAAAGACCCUCACCACGGAACAGACUUCGGACAGCAAGAGAGUUCGGACGGACACAACGUCAAAGGAAGCUACAGGGUCGUCCUACCCGACGGCAGGACACAGAUCGUCACCUAUCACGCUGACUGGAAAACCGGAUUCCACGCCGACGUGAGGUACGAAGGAACGGCAACGUACCCAGAACCACAGCACCAAGGUGGCGGAAACGGAGGUGGAAACGGAGGUUACGGAUACCCAUCGCAGGAUCUCGGAGGACAAGACUAUACAGCGCAGGACCAUGGAUUCUCAGGAUACUCAAGAUAG